CUGAGUUUCAAGUCUCAAGCUUUUUGAGAUCAACCAGCUUAAAUCAAAAUACCCAGAACCAGAAAAGUAACGCAGUAGGAGAGCAAAACUAGAGAUAUUUUCUUCCUUGAAAAUUGUACUGUAGCUUUUUUUUUUUGUAAAUUGAAAGGUGAAUUGGGAUAGGGGGACCAGCUUCCUGGUUAGUAUCUGAUUCUCCAAUGGAUUCCGAUUUCUGGACCCCCCGUCUCGCGGCUGCCAAGCGCCAAUACACGAUGCAGCACCAUAACAACAGCUCUCAUUUGGAUCGUUUGAGCAUCGAUGAUUUCGAGGUAGACGACGAGAUCCGACCCGAUUUCCCAUGCCCGUAUUGUUACGAGGAUUUCGACAUCGCCUCUUUGUGUUCGCAUCUCGAAGAUGAGCACUCGUGCGAGUCAAGAGUUACGGUUUGUCCCAUUUGCUCUGUCAAAGUUUCCCGAGACAUGCUGAAUCAUAUAACACUGCAACAUGGACAUUUGUUCAAGAUAUCCUUAACAAUGGAAAUUUUUCUUUGCUUGGUCUUUUUCUUAGUAAUGACUUGGAUACAUUAUGCAUGUCAAACCACUCAGAUUGUGUGUAUUGGCUGAAUUGUCAUCUAGGUUUCCCUUAACUGAAAGAUUACUUGCAGAGACGUCAUAGGUUACGUAGAGUUGCAAUUCCUAACAGUCAAGCACUGUCUCUCCUUGGCCGUGAUCUGCGUGAGGCUCAUUUGCAAGUACUUCUAGGUGGAGGUGGUGGUGGUGGUGGUGGUAGUGGUGGAUAUAGGUCAAACAGUGCUAACGUGUCUUCUGCAGUUACUGAUCCAUUCCUUUCAUCACUUAUUUUGAAUUUCCCUGGAUCUGAAGCAGAAGAGAUUUCAAAGUCUGUUGCAUCAACUGUUGAAGACACCUCUUCAAAGAAUGCAGCACCAGCCCAUAUGUGGAAAUCAAGUUUCGAUCCAAAUUUGAGUUAUGAAGAGCGAGAAAAGAGGAUGAAGCAGGAUACUGAUAGAGCCGGUUUUAUCCAGGAUCUGCUUCUGUCAACUCUGCAAAUCGACUAACAAAACGUGUAAAAAUAAUGGAAUGAGUUAAUCAAAAUCUUGGAAGUACUUUUAGGUGGGAUUCUAAUGGUUAUAUGAUGUUUGUGAACCUAAUGCAGGUCUCAUUGGAAUGUUGAAGCGGCAAUUGGUUGCUCCAUUAUAAGUUCCCCAUCUGUAACUCAUUUCUGAACCAGAAAACUACUGGAAUUAUGUAACUAUCUAGUUUAUGCUCAAGUUUAAUGUAUGAGGUGCUUAGCUGCUUGUUACAUUACACCAUCCAAUGCAAAAUCUGUGCCAUUAUAUCUGUUGUUUCCAGCAGAAAUGUACAUGAUCGAAGAGAUGACUCGAAAUUUUAUCUGCUAAUUUAGAAGAAGAAAUGCUUGUUCUAUGA
Rubroshorea leprosula is the source of this 1424-nucleotide messenger RNA. The record is from the annotation of a GenBank genome assembly. Lineage: Eukaryota; Viridiplantae; Streptophyta; Magnoliopsida; Malvales; Dipterocarpaceae.